AUUUUUUAACAGUUACUUUAGUCACCAUCACCUCCCUCAAAUCAAAAACAAGAAAACCCAGUCGCUGCCGCCAUUCUUUGCCCUCGUAUAACUUUUAAAGUAGUUCGCACUCAACUCAAUUUCAACUCAAUUCUACAAGGCCAUUCUUUUUUUGCAUUCUACUAAUGGAUAACGAACCCCUAAUUGAUCCUCAGAAACCCGCCGUUGACAAGUUCCAGCUUCUUCCCGAAUUCCUCAAGUAUCGAGGAUUGGUGAAGCAACAUUUGGAUUCCUUUAACUAUUUUGUUAACACUGAUAUCAAGAAAAUUGUUCGUGCUAAUAACCUUGUCCAAUCGUCUAGGUAUCCGCAUAUAUAUCUAAGGUUUUUGGAUGUCAGAAUUGGUAAACCGGAAAGAAUUUUCGAUGGUUCUUCUGAGUAUGUUAGUCCACAGACAUGCCGAUUAUCUGACCAAACGUACGCGGCUCCGAUACUAGUUAGUGUUGAGUACACUCAGGGAAGUCCUGAUAACGUUAUAAAAAUUCCAAAGAAUAAAGUUGUUAUUGGAAGAAUGCCUAUAAUGUUGCGGAGUUGUUGUUGUGUUUUGUAUAAUAGAGAUGAAGCUGAGCUUGCAAAACUUGGUGAGUGUCCGCUUGAUCCUGGAGGAUAUUUUGUAAUUAAAGGGACCGAGAAGGUGAUAUUCUGAUUCCAAAAUACUUCUCGAUUUUAGAGAUGCUGCCUA
Cicer arietinum (chickpea) is the source of this 719-nucleotide messenger RNA. RefSeq names its product DNA-directed RNA polymerase III subunit 2-like. Gene Ontology annotation, biological process: DNA-templated transcription. Gene Ontology annotation, molecular function: DNA-directed RNA polymerase activity; DNA binding; ribonucleoside binding. NCBI's taxonomy places the organism in Eukaryota, Viridiplantae, Streptophyta, Magnoliopsida, Fabales, Fabaceae. The record is from RefSeq and is a predicted model, not a curated record.